Molecule: messenger RNA, 2487 nt
Organism: Penicillium expansum
Lineage: Eukaryota; Fungi; Ascomycota; Eurotiomycetes; Eurotiales; Aspergillaceae
Product: glycosyltransferase
Exons: 8
Coding region: 1-2487 (828 amino acids)
Biological process (GO): carbohydrate metabolic process
Molecular function (GO): UDP-glycosyltransferase activity; hexosyltransferase activity
Source: RefSeq, a predicted model, not a curated record
AUGGAUUCAAAAGAGGCCGCCAUGGCCUCUCAUGAUCAGUAUCACGACCAGCAUGACGACCAGCCCCCACCACCAUACGAGGCAAUUCCUCAAGAUUUAAGUGAAGCUCAGGGUAUUUCUGUCAACGAUGAGGGCCGUGUUGUUGUGGAUGCUAGUUCCCGACUCUGCAGAUCCCUUUCUAGGUUAUUGCCUCAUGUUAUCCGUCAGAGCACAGUACCUCCACCAAGUUAUUCGGAAGGGGUGCCAACGUUCAAGUUCCCUCUGAAUAUUGUGAUUCAAAUCGUCGGCAGCAGAGGAGAUGUCCAACCAUUUGUUGCACUUGGCACAGAGCUACAAAAUGUAGGCCAUCGCGUGCGCAUUGCAACACACAAUGUCUUCGAGCAGUUCAUCCUGGAAGCAGGCUUGGAGUUUUACCCUAUCGGUGGUGAUCCGGCCGACCUGAUGUCAUAUAUGGUCAAGAAUCCCGGGUUAAUCCCCAGCCUAGACAGCGUUCGUGAGGGAGAUAUUCAAAAGAAGCAAUUGAUGAUGGCGGAAAUUCUUCAUGGUUGCUGGCAAUCAUGUCUGAUGCCCGACCCUACCACAAAUGCCCCCUUUGUGGCCAAUGCUAUCAUUGCAAAUCCUCCGAGCUUCGCACACGUUCACUGCGCCCAAGCCCUAGGAAUUCCACUUCACUUGAUGUUCACAAUGCCGUGGAGUCCAACAACGGCAUUCCCGCACCCGUUAGCCAAUCUAAAAAAUAUUCCAGCUGAUCCACAGUGGCUCAAUCGCGUUUCUUAUGGUGUUGUGGAUUGGCUAUCAUGGCAGGGUCUAGGAGGCGUGAUCAACGAUUGGCGGAAACAUGAGCUAGAGCUCGAGCCUAUCUCUCUUUCAGAUGGCCCAUUCAUUUUAACCAAACUGAAUGUCCCCUAUACAUAUUGCUGGUCCCCUGGCCUAGUUCCCAAACCAGAUGACUGGCCUCAUAAUUUUGAUGUCUGUGGGUUCUUCUUCCGCGAUCCGCCCCAAUAUGAGCCUCCUGCCGAGAUUGCAGAAUUUCUCAAGGCUGGGCCCCCUCCCGUCUAUUUUGGGUUUGGAAGUAUUGUUCUCGAAGACCCGGUAGAGAUCACAAAAACGAUUCUACAGACGGUACAGGCAACCGGUGUUCGCGCAAUCAUUUCGCGCGGUUGGAGCGAUUGCCCGCACGAAUGGUUAUUUGAACGGGUCAGUGCGGUUGUUCAUCAUGGAGGUGCCGGUACAACGGCAUGCGGGCUACGCAAUGGCAAGCCCACUAUCAUUGUGCCAUUCUUUGGAGAUCAACCAUUUUGGGGAGAUAUGGUUUCUGCCGCCGGUGCAGGACCAAAUCCAAUACCAUACAAAGACCUGAAGAUCGAAUCACUGGCCCAUGGAGUGCGGUUUUGUUUGACACCAGAAGCAGUGCGCUCCGCACAAGAAAUUGCCGUGAAAAUGAAGCGAGAGGAUGGAGUGAAAACGGCCGUAGCAUCAUUCCAUCGGAAUUUACCGAAAGGUCUAGUCGAAUGUGAUCUGCUACCGGGAUCCCCUGCCGUUUGGAGAUGCCGCCUCGGCAAGAAGAGGUUUUGCUUGUCGAAACUUGCUGCGGAGAUUCUUGUUGAAAAAAAUCUGGUAGAGGUCAAGAAGCUGAAACCAUACCAACCAAACCCCAUUGUCAUUGAGAAUACACGAUGGGACCCGGUGACUGGUAUCUCCUCUGCUGGAAUGGGAUUCACAUUUGAUAUGCUCAAAGCAGGAGGUGAUAUCUUUUAUAAGCCCUAUAAGGUAUACCAAGAUGGUCGCCCCGUACCUCUUCAAUCACCAACAGGCUCCGAAAAUGCUUCUGCCCAACUGCUGUCACCAGGCGGCAGUGGAUCGUCACUGCGCAAAGCCCAAUCGAUGAAUGAUUUGUCAGGCUGCAAGGACGUUCGGCCUAAGAAAAAAGGGAGAGGUGCCGCAAUGGCUUCAGCAUCGACUCAUGCUUCCGGGAAGUUCCUAGGAAAGAUUGCUUCUGGAGUUAUGGUCGAUAUACCUUUGGCCGCGGCUGAAGGCUUCCGCGUGCUUCCUGGUCUGUACGGAGACAAAGUUCCCCAAUAUGGAAAAGUAAAAGACUGGAAGUCUGGCGCAGUUGCAGGUGCUAAAAGCUUUGCUCAUGGCAUGGGAGGAGCUAUGACUGAUAUGAUCUAUCAGCCAUAUAAAGGUGCUAGAGAUGGAGGUGCCGCAGGCUUUGCGGGUGGCUUGUUUAAAGGCACUUUCGGGGUGUUGGGCAAGAUGGCACAUGGCGGCAUUGGUCUUGUUGCGUAUCCCAGCCAGGGUAUUAAACAAUCCAUUUAUUCUGCGUUUCAUAAGGGCACACGGAACCUCAUUUUGGCGGCUCUUCACCUAGAGGGAGAAGAUAUGGUUCGACAAGAGAGAGUCAGAGGGUUUGACGAUCAGAAGGUCAUCGAAAAAUUCGUGACGAUGACCAAGGCUGAGUUCGAUGAUGACAGUGAUUACAUGUAG